Pristis pectinata (smalltooth sawfish) is the source of this 4003-nucleotide messenger RNA. It is a transcript of the gene atxn2, whose product is annotated as ataxin 2. The transcript is spliced from 23 exons. The record is from RefSeq and is a predicted model, not a curated record. Gene Ontology annotation, molecular function: RNA binding. Gene Ontology annotation, biological process: cytoplasmic stress granule assembly. NCBI's taxonomy places the organism in Eukaryota, Metazoa, Chordata, Chondrichthyes, Rhinopristiformes, Pristidae. Bases 320 to 3421 code for a protein of 1033 amino acids. Gene Ontology annotation, cellular component: cytoplasmic stress granule.
AGGUGCGCGCGCAGGCGGCCCGGAUCCCGUUUCCCCUCCCCCCGCCUCUCCCGCCCGCCCGCCGUGUUGUGGUGGCGGCUGAAGCUUUGCGAUAGCAACGGCGGUGACUGAGCGGCUCCCCCGUCCACCUGCCCACCCACCCACUCACCCACCCAGCCAGUGAGCGAACCGGGCAGUAGGCGGUCGAGUCUGCAGCUCCGGCAGACUUGCCCGCACGCCCUCCCGCACCGAUCAGCCUCCGGAUUUACCCGCAGUCGUGGAUGCCGGAGCGCAGCGUGUGACAGAGGGGAUCUGAAGCGAGUCGAGCGGCGUCCUCAUCAUGUCCAUGAAGCAGGCCAACAGCCGAAAGCCUGGCGGUGGCCUGGGCGCCGGUGGAACCGGAGGAGGAAGCAGGCAGUCUGGCGGCAGAGGACGCAGCAGUGGGAAAGGACCUCCACAGCCUACAAUUCAAUAUGAUGGAAUAUAUGCAAACAUGCGUAUGGUUCAUAUUCUUACAUCAGUUGUAGGUGCAAAAUGUGAACUAAAAGUGAAAAAUGGUGGAAUGUAUGAAGGAGUUUUUAAAACUUACAGUCCUAAGUGUGACUUGGUGCUUGAUGCUGCUCACCGAAAAAAUUCAGAAUCCAGCUCGCGAGAACUGGGCCCAAAACGUGAAGAUAUUGUUGAAAGUAUCAUUUUUAAAUCUGCAGAUGUUGUAAUGCUGCAUUUUAAAGAUGUAGAUUUAAAUUAUGCAAGAAGAGAUGCGUUUACUGAUGCUGCCAUUGGCUCUAGACUAAAUGGUGAGCACAAAGAUAAAGAUCUAGAACCAUGGGAUGGUGGUGAUAGUACCAAUGAAGAUUUGGAAGCUCUGGAAGCAGAUGUGUCUAAUGGUUGGGAUCCCAAUGAUAUGUUUAGAUUUAAUGAGGAAACUUAUGGAGUAAGAUCAACCUAUGACAGCAGUUUGUCUUCGUACACGGUACCUUUGGAAAGGGAUAAUUCUGAAGAAUUUUUACGACGGGAAGCAAGAGCAGCUCAGCUUGCUGAAGAAAUUGAAUCAAGUGCCCAAUAUAAGGCAAGGGCUGCAUUAGAAAACGAUGAAAGGACAGAAGAGGAGAAAUAUACAGCUGUACAAAGAUCUCCCAAUGAGCGUGAAAGCCAUGGUGUCAACUCUAGAGAAAAUAAGUACAUUCCACCAGGCCAAAGGAAUAGGGAUGGAAUGUCAUGGGGAAGUACACGACAGCAUUCACCCAGAAUUGGACAAUCUGGUUCAGGCCCACCACCUUCUCGAGCUGGAUCUCAUACAUCAGAUUACAGCCCUAAUUCUGGAACAGACCAAAGAGUUGUGAAUGGAGGUCCUCCACGAAUGUCUCCAAAGGCCCAACGUCACCCUCGACAUAGGGGUCCUUCUGGUAGAGCUGGAAUGUCUUCAAGUUUGGAUUUCAUACCCCACAGUGUAUCUGGAGAAAUCUCUGCUCCUGUACCUCGAAACAGUUCUUCAGGAGGAACUUGGUCAUCUGUAGUUAGUGGUGGGUCAAGUACUCGUUUAUCUCCCAAAACACACAGACCCCGAUCCCCCAGACACGGCAACCAGCCAUCUCAGUAUAAUCCUGGAAAUACACCAAGUGGAAUGAUCCUAUCUUCUCCCCAACCUGGCAGUGUCCCAGCUGAACCUUUAGCGAUACCUGCUACAACUGUAUCUCCUACUCCAGCCAGUCCAGCUACCAAUAGAGCUGUUACUCCAUCAGCUGAAGCUAAAGAUACAAGGCUUCAAGAACAAAAGCAGGGUUCACCCUCUGCAAAUAAAGAGACUCCCAAGCCUGUUGAAACUUGUGGUACUUCCCCCAGCUUAACCAAACCAGGAAUCAAGGCUACAUCUCCAAUGGCUUCAGAUCAUAAAAAACAGAUAGCAGAUUUAAAGAAAUUUAGGGAGGACUUCAGGCUACAGACUACAUCAACCCCUGAUCCAGUUGUGGAUCAGUUCAAUAAAUCCAGAGAGAGUGUAGAUAACCAACCUAAGGAUUCAGUUAAAGAAAAAAUAACAGUGAUUGAGCCAAGCAGCAAAGAAUCCGCCAGUGACAGCAGCUCCAAUGCCAACACCAGUAAUGGUAGUAGCAAGCCAAGCAGUCCCAGCAAUUCUCCGAACAUCAUCACCUCCGAGCAGAAGAGAGGACCAGAUGUGACCUCUCAAGCCGUCCAGACCACUGGCCCAAAUACCAAGGCAGAGAAAGAGGAAAAAGAGGAUAAGAAGGAAGGUACACCAGAACAAGUCAGAAAGUCUACAUUGAAUCCCAAUGCUAAAGAGUUCAAUCCCAAGGCUUUUUAUACUCCUCCUAAGCCAACAACUACACCAACACCACCACGUCCUCAAGCCCAGCCUAGUCCAUCUAUUGUGGUACAACAGCAUCCUCCUACAGUGUACAAUCAGCCAAUGUGUUUUACACAGAACAUGGUGUACCCAGUUCCAGUCAGUCCAGGAGUACAGACUACACAUAUGUACCAUGUUCCAAUGACUCCCAUGCCAAUCAACCAAGCCAAGUCAUAUAGAGCAGUACCAACUAUGCCGCAACAGCGACCAGAUCAGCACCACCCUCAAGGCACACCAACUAUGAUGCAUCCAGUUAGUGCAGCUGGCCAAAUUGUUUCUACUGCUCCAGCUUAUUCGCAGUAUGUCGCUUAUAACCCACAGCAGUUUGCUAACCAGCCCUUAGUACAGUCUGUAGCACAUUAUCAGUCACAGCCUCAAAUGUACAGCCAAGUAAUGCAAAGUAACACUCGAAUGAUGGCGCCACCUGCUCAUGGACAGCCAGGAAUGGUCCCUUCCUCCACAGCUCAGUUUCCUACUGCUGAACAAACACAUGCUAUGUAUGUUUCCCCUGGCCCGAUUCAUCAGCAGUAUGCACCACACCCAACUGCUACCUUGCAUCCACAUCCUCCACAUCCACAGCCAUCUGCUACUCCCACUGGACAACAACAAGGACAGCAUGCAGGCAGUCAUCCAGCACAAAGCCCAGUCCAGCAUCCUCAACAUCAGGCUCCUCAGACCCUUCAUUUGGGCAACCCUCAGCAGCAACAAGCAAUUUAUCAUACAACUCUUACACCAACUCCACCCUCAAUGACCCAAGGUCCCAAUCCACAGUCUCCUCAGACCAACUUCCCAUCAGCACAGCAGACAGUCUACGCCCUUCAUCCUCAGCAGGUUCAGCAUGGAUAUUCAAAUCCCCCACAUAUGGCACAUGUACCUCAGGCCCAUGUACAGUCUGGAAUGGGUCCUCCACAUCACCCUGCCACUACCCAUCCUCCUAUGAUGCUGAUGCCAGCACAACCACCAGGUGGUCAAGGUGCCAUUCCUCAGAGUGCACUGCCACCCAUUCCAGUUUCCUCAACUACACACUUCUCCUACAUGGCACACCCACAGGUGCAAGCCCAUCAUCAGCAGCAGUUGUAGUCCUGUUCUACAGUAAGCAACAGGCUGGCCAGUUGAAGCCACUUAUCCUUCCCCACCCUAAAACCUGGAACCAGAAGCACAGAGUAUUAAAAUUGUCUUCUCAUGCUAAACGAAUGUGCUCACACAUAACUUCCAGUUGUUAUCAAGUGAUUCAAUGGCUGCUGGUCUGAGGAAGUGGACUGGAGAGAAAGAAAUGAGAAUUACAGAAAUUCUGGAAUCAAUGUGUCCUGUCAACAGACCUACAGAAUGCCCAAAAUCUGUUUUCCAAUAACUGGAAUGUAUUUAUUUUGCCUGACCCUUCUAAGUUAUGAACUUCUCAUGGUGAAAGAACUAAUAAAGUUGUUUGUUCCUGCUGCAAACCAUCCUGAUUUGGGAAACCAGAACCCUCUGCUUCUAACCAAACUUGAACUCCAUCUUAUAACAAAAUCUGAUUGUGAACUGGUGGAUUAUUUAUGAAUAGAGGUUGCUGGAGAAGAGUGCAGUCACCAGACAGUGGUGUAACUUUUAAGUUAAAAACUUUUACUUUGUAGAUAAUAUUAAAAAAAACAUAAAAAAACAAAAAAAUAAAAAGUUUUAAAAACU